AGUGGCUGUGCAAUCUGUUGCCAAUUAUCAAAUUUCAAGGUUAAGAUGUUUAGGUUUACCACCCUCUCAGGAAAAGAAUGUGGCAGGAUUGAAGAAAGGCAAAAUGAAGAAAUGGAACUCCAAUUAUUUGAGUUAGAUGUAAUGUUGAAGGCCACUAAUAACUUCUCUUCAAACAACAAGCUAGGAGAUGGUAGCUUUGGGCAUAUCUACAAGACUUUGGCAUGGCUAGAUCAUUUGGCGGAGAACAGUCUGAGGGGAACACACAGAGAGUGUGGUUUUAUGGUGCUAGAAUAUGAGCAAUUCUCAGUAAAAUCCUACGUUUUCAGCUUUGGGAUACUGUUACGGGAGAUAAUAAGUGGGAAGAAGAAUAAAGGGUCUUAUCAUCUCAACCAUAGGCUUAACCUUAUUGGCAAUGCAUGGAGAUUGUGGAAAGAAGGAAAGCCUUCAGAACUGAUUGAUUCAUUUGUACUAGAGUCCUGCACUCUAUGUGAAGUACUUAGGUGCAUCCACAUUAGUCUCUUAUGUGUUUAACAACACCUUGAGGACUGGUCAAGUAUGUCAUCUGUGGUUUUGAUGUAGGGUAGUAAGACUGCACUCUUACAACCCUAAGAAUCCGGUUUCCUUGUUGACAAGAAAUCACUCAGGACAAA
Messenger RNA from Rubroshorea leprosula, 650 nucleotides. Lineage: Eukaryota; Viridiplantae; Streptophyta; Magnoliopsida; Malvales; Dipterocarpaceae. The record is from the annotation of a GenBank genome assembly.